AUGGCAGCCGGAAAGCUCUAUGCCACCGUCUGGCUAGGCGAAACUGCAACUUUCAGCGAGGUCUUCAUGUCGGGCUUCUGGUUGGAUGGUGACAAAUUCCUGACCUGCGCCCACCUUCUGGACACGAUCGAAGGGACGAACAUCUCCCGCACAUUGACACUCCUCCAAGACCCAACACCGACUACACGGGCUGCAUUUGUCAAUGUCUCGAGAGUCUCAAGAGACCAUGACUACACCGUUUACCUCAUUCAUCAUGACCGCGCGUCCGAUCUUGCUGUUUUCCGUCUGAAACCAGAUGCUGGCAAAGAGAAAGGGCAGCCUCCGCAUUCCGUUGACUUGAAGUCCCUGGUUUCGAUCUAUGCCGGGGAACCCUUCAACGAGUCCAACCCUCUGAGCAGCGAAGCUAUACUGUACCCAGAGCUCUUCGCUGCCUACUACCCGGGUAUGCAGUGCACGGUUACGGAGGCCCACCUGAACCAAGAUAGGAAGGCUGGUGCGCAAGCUGCCAAUGUCGAGGACGCAUGGGAUUGGAUGAGCCGCGAAACAAUGAGCCGGGCGAAGGGGAAUGGGAAACAUUGUGUGACCAAGAGCAUAAAAUAUGCAGAAACGUUCGUUGCCAACACCCGAAGUGUCGCCUUUGGCAGAAUCAUCACAUCUUCCUCUUCCCCAGUCCUAACACAAGAACCCUCGAGCAUGACUCACCUCAAAAACUGCGACAUCGUGGGAUAUUGGGGUUGCUCUGGGGGUAUGGUCUGCCAGUACCGAAUCGCUAGAAAUGGUUUCGAGCCAAAGGUCGUCGGAUUGUUUCAUGGCGAAGACACCGAAAAUAGCUGCAACAAUAUCUUGAUCUUCACCCCUGCAGGUGUAAGUGAGCUUCAGAAACUGCUGCGUAGUCAUGCAUAG
Fonsecaea nubica is the source of this 903-nucleotide messenger RNA. RefSeq lists its product as hypothetical. The transcript has 4 exons. Lineage: Eukaryota; Fungi; Ascomycota; Eurotiomycetes; Chaetothyriales; Herpotrichiellaceae. Bases 1 to 903 code for a protein of 300 amino acids. The record is from RefSeq and is a predicted model, not a curated record.